Messenger RNA from Equus caballus (horse), 7145 nucleotides. It is a transcript of the gene ZDHHC22, whose product is annotated as zinc finger DHHC-type palmitoyltransferase 22. Gene Ontology annotation, biological process: protein palmitoylation. NCBI's taxonomy places the organism in Eukaryota, Metazoa, Chordata, Mammalia, Perissodactyla, Equidae. Gene Ontology annotation, cellular component: Golgi apparatus. Gene Ontology annotation, molecular function: palmitoyltransferase activity. The record is from RefSeq and is a predicted model, not a curated record.
CCCCAUCACAUGCACCCUCUCCAGCACCCAGACAGCAGAGCGCUUGAGAGCGUCUGGUUCCCGUGCCGUCGGGUGCCCUUAUUUAUGUCAUUUCACAUAAAUAUCUUACCUAAAGGGAGAUCAUGCAGGGCUUUUAUUCUGCAGGAGUAUGUUAAAUCCUUGCUUCCUUUAUGCCCAUGACGUGUUCCAGAAAAGUUAAGUAUCGAUGAGAUUUUUGCAUGUUAAAUCACAUUUUAAGUCGAACAUAGGCAAGGCUUGCAAAUUAAGGUGCAGCAAAUCUCUGAACCUCAGUUUCCUCAUAAGAAAAAUGGGUUUAAUCAUUUCUGCCCCAGCUAGCUCGCAGGGCUGUUAAGAGACUUGUGCAAUUAAAUUUUAAUUUCGUGGGUAUACUUUGUAAACCUGCAGAGCACUUUAUUCCAUCCAAGUAAUGUUGUUGUUAAAAUGAAAACAUGGUUGGCCAAGUAAAUUAACCACUUCCUAAUGGAAAUUCUCUGAGAAUUCAAUUUUCCUAUAUUCAGUUGGCUAAGAUGAAGGUUAAACCUAUACAUUUUUCAAAUCCAGGCAGGCAGGGAUGGCAUCUCAGUAAGCCUUCUGAGGCUGGAGGAGCACUUUGCUGUUGCCCCUGGCUAUGACUCGCUAUCGGCAGUAAAGAGCAUCCUGUCUGAAGAUGUCCAUUAAAACCUUAAUUUCGGGGCAUCAGUUAACCUUGAGACCCCACUCUAUCUUCACCCUGAUCAUGAGAGCAUGGGAGCAUCAAUAAGAGCGUGAGAAUAGGGAAAAUCCCCACAGCCUCCUUAGGUGUGGCCCCUGGUGUCUCAGCAUGUUCUCCAUCCCAAACACACAGGGAGUUGUAGGACCAGACAGACAUGUGUGUGGGGUUCCCCCCUCAAUGGAGAAGCUGCGUGCCGCACAGAGUUCUUCUCUUUGUACACAACAUUCUGAGGCAAAAUGGAAUGAUUGCCACUUGGGAGGGAACUCAUUUUAUUCAAAUAACACCACCAAACAGCAAGAUUUAUGGCACGUCUUUCUGGGAAAGUGCUCGGCAGCAAUCAGAGGCCUGUCUGUGUUCCUGCCCCCUUGGGACCGCCUGCAGGCACAGUCAUAGCUCAACUAUGAGAAUAUAUGACAAGUGCACUGGAGAGUGUGGUUUAUAAAUUAUUUUCUGACGUUGUCUAUGGAGAUGAGCCUACAGUUGGGGUGGGUGGUGGCAGGAUGCAAGAUCAAUGGUGGGUGCGUCCUCGCCAGACAUUUCAAAGACCUUGGAACAUAGCUUUCCUCUCAGAGAGAGACCAGUAUUCACUCAUCAAUCAAUAUACUUUUACUCAGUGUCUCUUCUGGGCAAACCAUCCUCUGAGACGAUGUGGAGGAGACCCCAAAAUAUUUCCAACCUAGACCAGGAGCUCUCACUUUAGUUGGAAACGUAAGGCGUUCUCAUGGCUAAAGAUAAGGGCCCAGAAGAGAAAUAGGAGGAAUAAGCAGCUAACACGGUCCCGUCUCCUGCCAGGAUUGAGGCACUCACAUUGUCCUGUUUGACUGUCAUCACCACAAGGUAACAUCUUCAUCCCACUUUAUGGAUGGAAAUACUAAGAGCAGAGAGGUUAAGUGACUUGCUCAAGGUCCCACAGCUGGUAAGUGGCAACAAAGUGUCCGUUCUUAGUCUGCUUAAUUCUGAUGGGGCCAGAAUGGAAGUGAAGGUUUCAAAUUGACCUCCCUAUUGAUUUUGUCGUGGAUAAGCACCAAUUUUAGAAAAAAAAAAUAACAUUUGGCUGUACUUCCUCUUAUUCAAUUUACUUAAGAGGUGGGGCUGAAGAACCAUGCGCUCUAGAUCUGAAGCUUUAAUGUCCUUUUCUGUUGAUAAACUAUAUUUCUAAGCAAACAAUUGUUCUCGUCCGUUUGCAUUUCCACGGCCAGAUCUCUGUCUCUUUCCUGCCUGAGUACUCCCUUCCCCCACUGACAUCUUCCCACAUGCCUUUUGCUUCUCCCUCUCUUUGCCUCCCCUCACGCACACACAAAUUCAGACACACACCUUCCCACUACACACCCAAAUGCGAAAUAAAAUUAGAAAUACCAUCCGACUCUCAAGGUAUUUAGGGAAUGGAGAUCUUCAAUCAAUAGAGCCAAAAUCCAGCGCUCCAGGCUCCCUCCCUCCCAAGCCAGUGCAAGAGGCAGGCAGAGCUUGUGAAAAGGGCCCAGGCAGCCAUGAUCUUGACACAAAACAGCUCUAAAAGGCAAAAGGCCAUCUGUGCUUCCCUAUGUCUGCCCUGUGGCCACUGGAACUUGCAGGGCUACCAGAUUAGCGGGGGAUGACGCCUAGCAAGCUGUUCUCUUGCUUCCGUGCAAGACCGUGUCAGAACACGAAAAGGUUUCCUGGCCCCCUUUUUAUUUUGAUGUACACUGAUAAAAUACAGAGAAAACAAAAUAUGUUUUGUUCAUAUUCAAAAAUCCAGGCUGAGCUGAUAAGCAUAUGGUCCUCGUUUUAAGGGAUUGCUCUUGUUUUAAUCAACCAGUUGAGAAAGUGAUGAACAAUUAUUUAUUUACGAUGCUCGCCUUCAUCCAGAGGAGUGAAACAGGGCAGGUGGGUGAGCCAUGACAGCCCAGGAAACUGAGGAACUGGGUGCCAAUACUCCUGCAGUGUUUCUAAAGCUAUUUUUACUCCACCUCCAUCCCCUCCAUCUGACACACACUGGCCAGGGGUCCCCCCCUCCUACUGCGUCUCAGGACCCACCUCGGAAUAGUGGAGAUGGGAAGAGGAAGGAAAAAGGAACAGGGAGAGGGGAUACGGCUCCAGGCAGAAGCUCCCAGCUCAAGCUCUGUAUCUGGAUAAACCCCUCUGUGUCCUCUCUUCCCCGGCAUCAGAGCUCCCCCUGGGUCUCAGGAUGAGGCCCGGUUGUGCAGAGGCCGGGAGCAGGCGCAUUAGUUCAAAUCCAGGCUCUGUCACUUACCCGCCACAUGACCUUGGCGUGUGACUGAGCCCUUCUGUGCCUCAACCUCCUCAUCCACACGAUGGGGGUCAUCGAGCUUCUGCUGAGAGGAUUAACAAAGCUGCCUUAUGCUAAAGGCUUAGCACGCUGCCUGGUACAUAGGAAGGGCCCAAUUACUAGUGCCAAUCAACACAAACUAAUACUCCAAUGGUGCUUACCAUGGGCAGGCCCCGUUUAAGGGCUUUACAUAGAUUGCCACACAGUCCUCACAUCUCUGUUCUACAGAUGAGGAAACUGGAAUCUGAAGAUCACACAGUAGUGAGUGCUGGAUAUUCAGACCCAGGCAGACAGGCUCCAGAGUCGGGGUUCUCAACCUCUCUGUGCACAAUGACGCUGAUCUUUAUGGGUGUUGCCCCUGGCAAGCUGAGCUCUCAAACCCCCAGGCUUCCCUCGGUCCGAGAGCGAGAGCGGAGAGCAGGGAGGGUUGUCCGCCACAGCGGGGAGGGACGGAGCAGAAGCAUCCCUCUGCAUGAUGUGGCUAGAGCAUCCACAUCAGGGCCGAAUCCAGAGCCUCCAGCUGGAACCGGCGGCUGAAGCCAGGCAGGGUUCCCCAGCCCUCUCCAGGGGAAUGAGGGGAGGGGGGGCAGGUCCGAGAUGCUGAGAGAGGUGGCCAGAGCGCCGCCCCCAGGAGGGGAGGGAGGGGUGGCGGGGCUAGGGGGUGCCCAGCUGCCAUCCCCGCCGCCUCCUGGCCCCCACUCGCUGGCGCCCAAGUGGGAGGACGGCAGCUGCCCGCUCCCUCCUCCCCGCACCCCCGCUACCUGCCCAGUCCCCGAAGCGAAGCGUGAGGAGGCUGCGAGCCAGCAGGGCCGAGCCCACAACUUUGCAGCCUCGGGGAGGGCGAGAGCCGGCGUCCAGGGCUCCUCUUGUCCGCGACCGGAGCUCGGAAUGUAAUCCAGGAUGCUGGCCCUGAGGCUGCUCAACGUGGUGGCCCCCGCCUACUUCCUGUGCAUCUCCCUGGUGACCUUCGUGCUGCAGCUCUUCCUCUUCCUGCCCAGCAUGCGCGAGGACCCCGCGGCCGCCCCGCUCUUCUCGCCGGCGCUGCUCCACGGGGCGUUGUUCCUGUUCCUCUCAACCAACGCCCUGGGCAAUUACGUCCUGGUCAUCCAGAACUCUCCGGAUGACCUGGACGCCUGCCAGGGGGCCUCGGCCAAGAGGGCUCCAUGCCCCCCGCCCAGCACCCACUUCUGCCGAGUGUGCGCCAGAGUCACCCUGAGGCACGACCAUCACUGUUUCUUCACCGGCAACUGCAUCGGCAGCAGAAACAUGCGCAACUUCGUCCUGUUCUGCCUCUACACCUCCCUUGCCUGCCUCUACUCCAUGGUGGCCGGCGUGGCCUACAUCUCUGCCGUCCUUUCCAUCUCUUUCGCCCACCCCCUGGCCUUCCUCACGCUCCUUCCCACCUCCAUCAGCCAGUUCUUCUCUGGAGCUGUCCUCGGUUCUGAAAUGUUCGUCAUCCUCAUGCUCUACCUCUGGUUUGCCAUCGGCCUGGCCUGCGCCGGCUUCUGCUGCCACCAGCUGCUGUUGAUCCUCCGGGGGCAGACCCGCCAUCAGGUGCGGAAGGGGGUGGCGGUGAGGGCCCGGCCCUGGCGCAAGAACUUACAGGAGGUCUUCGGGAAGAGGUGGCUGCUGGGCCUGCUGGUCCCCAUGUUCAAUGUCGGAGGUGAGAGCUCAAAGCAGCGGGACAAGUAGCAGGCACUCCCAUCAUUUCUAUGUGUGUGUGUCUUGAUACCUCCUGAACGUUAGACCACGGCAUCCUCGUCUCCACCCAUGACCCACUACGACCUCGUGCUGGUAAGGUCCUAGCAUCUACCCCUGGUCUGUGACACAUAGAGAACAGUGUUGGCUGGUGGAUCAUGACAAGGAGGAAAAAUGACUGCCCAGGCAUUGCUAGGCUCCCUGCAAGCCAGCCAGGUGGCUGCUAACUGUUAGGAGAACUCUGCUUUUGUUUCUUCUGUUGGGGUCCCCGCUUUCCCCUUCUGCCUGGCUCGUCCACUCUCUAUCAUGUCUCAUGUCAUCACUGCUAUCUGCUAGCACUCUUCCUCUUAGCCCCACGUUGGGAAUUGGGAGUGAAUUCUUGCUGCUGGUAUGAUGCUCCCAGGGACCUGGAGGCUGGCAAAAAUGUUUAAAAUUACCAUGUCUGAGAGGCAGCCAAAUCAGCUCUACCAACUGCUGGAGACAUUGGGAAAGGAGGGGAAUGUGUCCUUAUGCCCUCUGUGCAGUUGUGGGCAGUGGGAGGGAAAAAGAACUUAGUAGUUUGCUGUCCAUCCCCCUAAGUUGCAAGACCCCUUCUCUGGGAGACAGCAGUCAAUGGCCUGGGACUUCCAGCUGCUGUCCCCUGUCUGCCCUGCACCCGCUGGCCACCCCAGCCCGGCCCAGGACCUGGCUGGAUGCUUCCUUUCCUUGGCACUCUUUCAGCCCUUUCCCUUGGACUCCAGCCUCCGGGUCUUUGCUAGAUGCUGGGAAGGGAAGGAAGAAGGGAGAAGGAAAGAGGAGAUACUGAUCAAUGAAGUUGGCAUGUGACUGCAUACGUGUAUAGAAGGGGACGGGUGUGUGUGGUGGGGGGUGGGGUGGAGAGAGAUAAUGAAGAGUGCAAUAUGAAAACAGGGGAGGAAUGCUUAGGGGAGGGGAGGAGAGAGCAUCACAGACAUUGGGGAAUAAGAAUGAGAGAGGCAAAUGGGUUCCUUUCUGCCCUGUAUAAAGGAUAUUCUAGCAGCUAAAGCUGUUGUGUUUACAUGGCUGCCUGGGGAGGUAGUGAGUGCCCCCAAGACUGGAGGUAUUCCAGACACAGGGACUAGGCAGUCAUCUGGCAGGCAUGCCAUGGAAAGAAUUUCUGCACAGGGUCAGGAAAGGGAAGAACUCUUCCCACCCCACAAUUCUAGAGUCCUCUUCACAACCGCUAGGUCCAGAGGCCAGGUCUGCUGAGAUGCCUGUGAGUUAUGCACUUUCCUGGAGGGUGGGGCAUGCAUGGAGGGGUCUGAAAAUCAUGAUGCAAACUUCCAGGACCCUACCAAGCCACCAAGGAGAGGGUCUGUGGAGAGACAGGACUGCGGGGUGUUAAUGAUAGUUGAAGGCGUUAGCAUUUGAGGACAGGGAAAUGGAGCAGUGUCAGGGGCAGGUGGGGCCAGGGGUAGGGAGAGCAGAGCUGGAAGGUCAUGCUCAACUCUGAGAGGCAAGAUUGGGAGAGUUGAAGCUGGAAUGGGGGAGACCAGAGUUCAGGGGUGCAAUUGCCAGACCAGCCCCACUUAUCUGACUGGCUUUGUUUAGGGGCACUGCUCUGUGUCCUGGGGACCUAGAGGACCAGACCCCUGGGGCAUAUUAGGGAGUGGGGACAACACAAGUGCCCCCUCCUGACUGAGUCCCAAGGCCAGUCUGCCAUCCAUGCGGGCAGCAGAGCUGAAGCCCACGCUCUACAGUGUCCAGCUAGUGGUCACAGUGACCCCAAGUGUUGCCAAAGGACACCCUGAGUUCUUGAGCCCAGCGUGGGAGAACUUAACCCUGAUCCUGCCUCCACGCCCCCGAGAGAGGUAAUGUAAUGAGGACUCCACCAGCUCCUGCUUCUCCCUCCCAUGUUCAUUCAUUCAUGCCUCCUACAUAUAUUUAUUGAGCACCAACUAUGUCGCGAGUCUCUUCCAGACAGUGACAUACAGUGAACAAGAGAACAAGAUCCCUGCCAUUGGGGCAUCUUGUCACUGCCCCCAUGCAGGGACUCCCACUUCCUGAAAAAUGGUCACUGCCACCUUGGUGGUCAGCAGGGCAGGUCACUUGAAGGGGAACAAUAUGCCAGAGAGGGUUGAAGGGGAGCCCAGGCUGCCUGGAUGAAGGAGUCAUUAGGGGGCAUCCUCACCCCCAAUUCUGGCCAUACUUAAGGAGCAGGAGUGGAAGAGGAGAGGGGAAAGGCCCUGGGUAGUCCAGGCCUUGGCUCUCUUCUGGCCCCAAAGCUCUAGCUUGGAAGCUAGCCCUGCCAUUCCCAGCUUCUUGGAGCCUCAGCACUGUGAGGCUUGAUGUCAGAGAAGAGAGAAAAGGGAAACCUACAGGGGUCGGCUCCGUGCUGAUGGCCAGUGGGGGCCAGUGGGAGGCUGCCGGGCGUGGGAUCGAGUGGCAUUUGUACACAUGGUCUGUACUGUCGAUGAAGAACAUCAAUAAAAUAUGUGGUUUUAAAUUGGA